Molecule: messenger RNA, 888 nt
Organism: Aspergillus bombycis
Lineage: Eukaryota; Fungi; Ascomycota; Eurotiomycetes; Eurotiales; Aspergillaceae
Product: alpha/beta hydrolase
Exons: 1
Coding region: 1-888 (295 amino acids)
Source: RefSeq, a predicted model, not a curated record
AUGCUUAACAAUGCUACACGACUAUAUAAACUUGACAUUCCCAGCCUUACAACCAGCGAAUGUCGUCAACACUUCCACUACCCUGUCCAGCUACGCCAGUAUCUCAACUACAAAAGAAUGGACCCCUCCAAACCAACACUGCUUCUAAUCUCUGGAGCAUGGCAUACCCCAAAGUCCUACUCCAAAUUCACACAAGCACUCAGGAAUAACGGCUACGAAGUCCACGUGCCGCGCCUCCCAAGCAUGAACGGCGCAAACCCACCCAACGCAGAUCUCACAACCGAUACAGAUCUAAUUCACGGAUAUGUCGAAAGCCUUGUCUUCGCCGGCCGAACAGUGGUAGUGAUUAUGCACUCCUACGGCGGACAAGUCGGGACCAACGCCGUCCUUGACCUCGGACUGAACGGUCGUAAGAAGCGAGGUCUUACCGGCGGAGUCAGCCAUCUGGUCUACAUGUGUGCUUCUCUUUUCACCGAAGGCGCUUGUAUACUUGACAUUGCCAAAGAAUUCGGUACCGCCGACCAGAUCGCUAAUGCAUCUGAUAUUCUUGAGUUGUUUCCGAGAGAAGACUUGAAAGCUCUCAUGGCUGGUCCCGGGGUGGAUGAUGUGGAUGCUGAGAAUCUCGUUUCGACGUUGACGAAGUGGAAUGGAGAUGCGAUGUUGCAGCCGCUGGAGAGGUGUGCUUGGAGGGAGAUCCCGGCGACGUAUAUUCAUACGACGAAAGAUGCUGCUGUACCGUUUGAAUUUCAGAAGGUUAUGGUGGAGAAGGCCAGGGCUCAGGGUGGGGUUUUUGACACGGUGGAGUUGGAUGCUGGGCAUGGUGUUCAUUUAAGUAUGACUACGGAAGUGGCCAAGAUUAUUGAUAGGGUGGUCGCCCGAGAGGUAUAG